UUGGAAUCUUAUGUUUCAACAAAUACUAUAAUUUUUUUAUUUUUAAAUACAAUUUUGUGUGUAUAAUAUUUUUCAGAUUUUUUGCGGAGAUAUACUCAUACUGCUGUAAAGUAUCUAUAAAACUGAAGAUGUUUUUUAGGUACUACACGUAAGUGGCCAAAUUGAUAUUAUGCUGCAAGGAUUCAUGGAAAUUUCCUCUAAGCAUACAUCAAGAUCUUCUCUAGCUGCUAUUAAAGAUUUAGUUAAUAGACAUCAGAGAAUCAUCGAUUUGUCAGACGACAUUGAAGAUCUUUUCUCAAACAUCGCACUGUUACAAUUUAUCUGGAAUACUUUGGUCAUCUGUUGCAUAGGCUUUGUGAUUGUAAUAUCUAUCGGUACAGAAGAAGGUGCUACGACGAUAACGAAAUCCCUUAUCUUUUACGUUGCGAUAACUCUCGAGGCAUUUGUUUUUUGCUAUGCUGGAGAAUAUCUCAGUGCUAAGAGUAAAUCCAUUAGUGAUGCUGCGUACGAGUGCCUGUGGUACGAUCUAACCCCCAACGAGUGUCGAAUCUUGAUGUUCCUUAUGUUGAGAUCACAGAAACGGUUAACCAUCACUGCAGGCAAGAUAACUGAUCUGUCCUUGGAAGGUUUCACAACCAUUAUGAAAUCCUCUGCGUCGUAUAUAUCCGUAUUGAGUGCACUAUAUUAAAAAAGAAUGAAGAAUUGCAUUUGGACACUGGUGAGUCUUUUAGUAUCAUAGAAUAUUAAAUUAAAUUUAUCUCAAUGGCAACAACACAUAACAAAUUGACAUUUCCUGAAGGAAAGGACGUCAUAUGAUUUCUAUGCAAUGCG
Messenger RNA from Acromyrmex echinatior (Panamanian leafcutter ant), 831 nucleotides. RefSeq names its product odorant receptor 13a-like. Lineage: Eukaryota; Metazoa; Arthropoda; Insecta; Hymenoptera; Formicidae. Gene Ontology annotation, cellular component: plasma membrane. Gene Ontology annotation, molecular function: odorant binding; olfactory receptor activity. Gene Ontology annotation, biological process: sensory perception of smell; detection of chemical stimulus involved in sensory perception of smell. The record is from RefSeq and is a predicted model, not a curated record.